Molecule: messenger RNA, 468 nt
Organism: Parnassius apollo (apollo)
Lineage: Eukaryota; Metazoa; Arthropoda; Insecta; Lepidoptera; Papilionidae
Source: the annotation of a GenBank genome assembly
AACACACUGGCCAUUUUGGACAAACUGGACAUCGACAGCGAGAAGCCGUCAGAAGAGGAAAUUGCCAGAAUAUUCGGGUAUGAAGAGGCAUACUUAUCUGGAGAACUUGGCAUCUGGCAGAGAAUUAAACCGAAAAUAUGGGCGUUGUUCGACGAGCCAUCGAGCUCACCAGCCGCGAAGGUGAUAUCGGUUGUAUCGGUGUUCUUCAUCUGCGUAUCAGUACUCUGCUUCUGUUUGAAAACACAUCCAGACCUUCGAGUAUUGGAGCCCACGCCGUAUCCAGAUGAUGAAGACAUCGGCGACAACGCAACAGCGAUGGACGAGAAUUUGGCAGGGUGGCUCGAUAACGGUCAGCCGCACAUUGCGUUCUUUUAUAUUGAGCUGAUAUGCAAUGUGUGGUUCACCAUUGAACUGCUCGUUCGAUCUGUGGUAAGUAGGUUUUAUUCAUUGCAUUUUGAUGUGAAAUAG